UCUUGGUUAAAGUCCAUGUAGGAGAGUGUUGACUCAUGGAGAUAAUUUAUGAGCGAUCUAUUGAAAAUCCCUAUGAAGAACGGUUCAAGUCCAGAGCUCCUAGGAAAUUAACGAAGUCUGAGCCUUAUGAUCUACCGCAAGUUAACAACACCACUCAGUGGAUCCGCCAGCCAUUCCUUUGGAACUUUGCUCUUGGGACUGUCAAUGACUACUCCUUUGGAACACGUCAACAGAGGAAGCUCUUUCCUCUCUACCAUCCUCCAAACCGAUUGGGGAAUUAUUUUCCCCCUCUUAGAGGAUCGCCUCACACAGGCCCUGGGCAUUACAUAUCAGAAGACUAUGGCCUGGCAUACAAGCUGUCUAAGAUUCCGACCAGUAUAAAAGGAUAUGCAAUUGGAGCCAGAACAGCUGUGAGGUUUAAGCCAGUCAAUAAGGAUGUGACACCUUGCCCAGGCAAGUACCAGAAGGCAAAUACUUCAGAGGAAAAGCACAAACAAAAUUUUGCUGCAUUCAAUGUCUUGAUGCCUCGAUCUGGACAAUUUUCAAAGGACACUUCUUAUCCUGGCCCUGGCACUUACAACCCAGAGAAGAAGCCUCCUCCAAAAGUUGCUUGGCCAAUGAAAUUUGGAUCUCCAGACUGGGCUCAGGUUCCAUGUCUGCAGAAAAGAACUCUAAAAGCUGAGUUGUCCACAGACAGAGAGUUUAGAAAGCAUCGGAACCAUGUUGCCUACUUAAGACUGUUUUACAACUGAGAUGUGGUCACUACCUUCAUGUGCUCCUCCUGACCAUAGAAUCUCCAGGAUUGAAGAUAGAGCUGUUCUUCUCCUGCAUUACUGUGCCCCUCUUAUCUGCCAGCUUGGAGCCUAGGGAGGAGCAAGGGGCUCAUAACUACUAUAUCUGAGCAUGAUAAAGACUGAUUCAGAAUGUUCUAACACCAUCUGCUGGUUUGUGAUCUGGGGGAGUCUUCUUGGGUGUUCAUAUGGGCCCACGACUACCACAGCAGUCCCAGACUCCUGAAGAAAGUGGUGGAAAUAUCUGUUUUGGGAUAAUCUAAGCUGAGAAGUGAAAUCUCCUCAUUGUUGGCAUGUCAGAGAGUAACAUUCUUUGAGGAAGAUGUCUCCCAUAAUCCAUAGGGGUUGUCCACUGGGGAAGCUCAGGUAAGUGGCCUCAACCCCAAGCCUGCAAAAACCAUUGUUAUGCAGAGACAAAAGACAUAAAGAUAUAACCAGCUGCACUGUAGAAACCUUUUCCCAUAGAAACUUCACUGCUUUAUAUUCCAUGACAUCUAUGAAGACUCUAAAUUCUUGUUCAUUGUUGCCUUGGCCCCUGGUGAUCCCCCAUAGUUACUGUGGGCUAGGAUAUAGAAUGUUCAGGUGCUUGAGUCCAUCUGAUCACAGUAUCCAGGAAGCCUCAGAGUGAAUAUGUGCAUUGGAAACAUAGGCAGAUGAUGGCAGAGGGAACUGAGACCCACCAACAAUGAAAGUCAUAAAGACCUUGCAAUGUCCAUAGCUACAGUUGACCACAAACAGAGGGAAAGGUGAAGCUGAGGAGCUCCAGGGGACUGGGAGCCCUGGCAAGGGGCCUAAGCCCCACUUCCUUCCU
Molecule: messenger RNA, 1602 nt
Organism: Heterocephalus glaber (naked mole-rat)
Lineage: Eukaryota; Metazoa; Chordata; Mammalia; Rodentia; Bathyergidae
Gene: Cimap3
Product: ciliary microtubule associated protein 3
Biological process (GO): regulation of cell projection organization
Molecular function (GO): cytoskeletal protein binding
Source: RefSeq, a predicted model, not a curated record